Molecule: messenger RNA, 6903 nt
Organism: Triplophysa dalaica
Lineage: Eukaryota; Metazoa; Chordata; Actinopteri; Cypriniformes; Nemacheilidae
Exons: 3
Coding region: 2989-4707 (572 amino acids)
Source: RefSeq, a predicted model, not a curated record
AACCAAGCGCACAUGUAGCGGGUCAUGCUAGUUUAAUUCUUUAUACUCCCUGCUUUGUGGUGUUUGUUUCAACUGCGUAUAAGUUGAAGUAUAUUUGACUUUGAAGAUUUCUUCUGGGAAAUAAAUCUGCCGUUGGUUGAGAAGCAGGCUAAAGUGUUCUACGGUGUUAAAGUGUUUAUAAACAUCUGUGUAUGGAACCGGAGUCUCGCAUUCAAUCGAUGGGCGGAAUAGUAGAACACUUCUGCAUCGGUAAGGGCUCUGAGCGGACGAAUACGGGCUAGCUGCGACCGCGUGCGGUAAAGGAGAGGUCACCUUGUGAAUGAUCGUGUGAAUCGAAAGGGGCAAGUGGACAUGGCUACACAAGCAAGCACGUCGAAAGGAGUGUUUCGAAAGUAGCGCAAGUACUGCCAUAAUAGCACACGGACGUUUCAUUUGUGUUUUUUCCCCUUAAAGCAGCAGUCGUCAUUAUUUUGUUCUGCAGUUGAUUAUCUAGUAGGAAACAAAGAAACUAAGCAGAUAAGUAAAUUAACCAUUCUCCCAGUUGAAUCUAAGAAGUUCUAAGCUAAAUUCAAAGUUUUGUUCUUACAAGUAAGUUUUCAAAUUUAAACUCUAACGAAUUCUCACUUUGUUAAUUGCCUUUUAUUUCUCAUUUAUUGAAGUGUGUUAUUAUAAGACUGUAGUGUUUGAUGUACAAUAUUCAAAGGUUAAGCUAAGGGAAUCAAAGAGAUUUAGUUUUACAUUUCAUUCUAUUUUAUAUUUGCACACAUUAGAGAACAGAAUACAGUUUAUUCAAAUAUAUCACACUUAAAACUCUGCAUUUAAUAUGUCACACUCAAAGGAAACACUUUUCUUCCUACUGAAGAGGUCACUCAUGGAGACCUGAUGAUCUGCUUGAUGAGAUUGUAAAUGCAAUCAAUACCGUCCAAGUUGACAUGGACAUUACUUACCUCAAAAUAAGAGCCAUUUCAACUCCUGAACCUGACAUUCGGAGAAUGAUUGACACAUGCCAGGCAUUUACUAGGAUUGCAAAUACAAAUGUUCAACAUUUCCGCAGUGGUGAUGAUUCACAAAUCAUAACUUGGCCAUGAUGUUCAAUCAGUGUUUGAAAGCACAGUGUCUAGUGUUUCCUCCAUUCAAUCCGCUAAGUCAAAGGUUCCUUCCCAAGUAUCCAGACACUCUUCUAUCCUGUCCCUUAAUGCAAAACAAGCAGCAGCUGAAGUUGUGGCUACGCAAGAAGUGAUGAAGAUAACAAAUACACAACAUCAACAGAGAGAAGAAAUUCAAAGACUUGAGGUGGAAGAUCAAAUCUUGAAGGCUGAAAGAGAAGCUAUAGAAAAGUAAAUUGAAGCAGAGAGUGCUAAAAAAAGAGCUCAGUUCAUAGCAGAAAGUGCUGAUAGAAAAAUGAAGCUGGAAGGAAAAAAGAGAGAAGUACAACGUCUAGAAGAACUUAAAGGAUAUGUUGCGGCUCAAGCAAGACUUCAGGUUUAUUCAGAAUCUGUCGUUCCUCCACUUGCACUUAACCCUUUAAUGGAUCAAUUUUUUCCCUCUCAAGCACCAGUCUCACAAGCUCUACUUGCGCGCCAAGCCCAGUCAAGUCCACCACCCUCAUGAGGUCACAGCCACUAAAACCCCUCUCCCAUAUCCCUCCAUGUACACCUCAUGUUCUGUUCCACAGCCAACCACUCAAGCCUUUUUAACCUCUCAUGAAGCUUCCAAUGACCUUUUGAGAACUUGCUGAAGCAAUCACAGCUAAUCGAGUUCCAAUCCCAGAACCUGAAGUUUUCAAAGGAGAUCCUCUCAAGUACAAUGAUUGGAAGCUUUCCUUCUUUACUCUGAUUGAGCGAAAGAACCUGCUAGCUCAAGAAAAGCUCUUCUUUCUACGCAAGUACGUUGGUGGCUCAGCCAAGAAAGCUAUUGAAGGCCCUUUCGUUGUAGGAGCAGAAACAGCUUAUCGUGCUGCCAGGGACAUACUUGAAGACCGAUUUGGUUAUUCAUUCAUAGUUGCCAAGUCAUACCGUGACAAGAUACAUGCAUGGCAUAAAAUUGCCCCCAAGGAUAGCGAAAAUCUACGUGAGUUUGUUGAUUUUCUGAGCAGUGUGGAAUCAGCCAUGCCAUAUGUUCAAGGUCUACAAACUCUCAACGACUGUGUGGAAAACCAAAGGAUUACUUUCAAGCUCCCGGAUUGGUUGAGCUCACGCUGGAAUAGAGAAGCAACAAUCUAUCAGGAUGGACACAAAAUGUUCCCGGACUUUAGAUAUUUUGUAAGAUUUCUCAAUAUGGAGGCUCGUAUUGCAUGCAACCCCAUCAUUUUACAUUUACAUUUUAGGCAUUUGGCUGACGCUUUUAUCCAAAGCGACUUACAUUGCUUUAUCCUAUACAUUUUACAUAGGCAUAUGCAAUCCCCUGGGAUCGAACCCACAACCUUGCGUUGCUCUUACCACUGAGCUACAGGAAAGCUGUAGCUCAUCAUUAUAUGCUGUGAAGUCAACUGACCAAAAAAGAUCAAAGCCAACAGAACGAGAACAGUCUAAGUAUCAACAAAAUAAAAACUUUAGUGCUAAGACUUUCACCACUAAUAAAAUUGAGAAGACAAGCAGCACAUGCAUGUUUUGCAAGAAGAAAGGCCAUACUCUCCAUAGGUGUCUCAAGAUUAGGUAAAAACCAGUUGAAGAAAGAGUUAAGUUUGUACAACUGGAGAAAUUGUGUUUUGGCUGCCUUAGGACAGGCCAUAACUCCAGAGCUUGUACAUCCAGGAGUGUGUGUGACUUAUGUGGAAAACAUCACCCUACUUGCCUACAUCAAGAUCGUGGGAAGACAGACCAAGAACAAGCUGUAAGAAUAAAACAAGAAAGGCCAAAUGAAAACGGAGGACACAACAACCAACAGUCUGAAUCAAUUGAAAUACAGCAAGCUACCUCUAACAGAGUUGUUCAAGAGAAAAGCAGCACUCACACUUCAUCUAUUGUUCCAGUCUAUGUCUCCACGGCAAUGGAACCAGACAAGGAAGUUUUAGUAUAUGCGUUACUUGAUAGUCAGAGCGACACAACCUUCAUCCUGAAGGAUGCAGCUGUUACAUUGGGUGCCAAGAAAGAGUCAGUAAAACUUAAAGUGUCCACGAUAACAUCAAAAACAAAAGUGGUGAAUAGCCAAAGGUUGCAAGGACUACAGGUAAGAGGCAUCAGCUCUGACACUAAAAUCAAACUCCCAACAAUUUAUACCAGAGACUACAUACCAGCAAACAGAUCCCAUAUACCCACAAGAACUGCCGCAAAGUCCUGGCCUCACUUAGAACAUUUGGCAGAUGAAAUGUCUCCUGAGCUUGAUUGUGAAGUGGGAUUGUUAAUCGGCUAUAACUCUCCACAAGCCUUACUUCCCAGAGAUGUCAUCUCGGGCAAUGAAAACCAGUCAUAUGCACAAAGGUCUGUGUUGGGUUGGAGCAUUAUCGGCUACAGCAGCACUGAAGUUGAUUAUGAUCAGGAGGAUGAAAUCGGAGUGAGCCACCGUAUCAUCAUAAAGAAGGUUCAGCCAGCUACCAAGCCCUUUACUGAGCUCAAGUCUGAGGUACAUUUUGUUUAUAGAACUCAAGUCAAGGAAAUGAUCACUCCAGCAGACAGACUCAAGGUCUUUGAGGCAGAUUUUACUGAGAAGUUCAGUAAAGAAGUUCUAAUAUCACAAGAAGAUAUUAAGUUCUUGGUGAAGCUGAAAGAAGGAAUCAAGCAAAAGCCAAAUGGACAUUACAAAAUGCCAUUGCCUUUUAAGGAAGAGAAACCAAGCCUGCCAAACAACAAAGUGUGUGCAGAACAUCAACUCAGAUGUCUGGGAAAACGUCUUAAGAAAGAUAAUCAAUAUCACAAGGAUUAUGUGGCUUUUAUGGAGGACAUCAUAGCAAGAGGUGAUGCUGAAAAGGUUCCAGAGUCAGAGGUAACCGAUCGGACCACUUGGUAUAUCCCUCACCAUGGAGUUUACCAUCCUCAAAAGCCAGGAAAGAUUUGCUUGGUAUUUGAUUGCUCGGCUAAGUUUCAGAAUACAUCGCUGAAUGAGCAUCUACUCACCGGGCCAGACCUUACAAAUACCCUUGUAGGGGUCUUGUGUCACUUCCGCAAAGGAAGAGUAGCCAUCAUGUGUGAUGUAGAGCGGAUGUUCCAUCAAUUUCAUGUCGCAUCAAGUGACCAAGACUAUCUCAGAUUCCUGUGGUGGGAAAGAGGCGAUAUGGAAGCUCCAGCUUCAGUGUUCCGCAUGAAGGUUCACUUGUUCGGUGCUGCAUCGUCACCUGGAUGCGCAAACUUUGGACUCAAACACCUGGCUGCAGAAGGUGAAGGCAAGUUUAGUCAAGCUACAGUGAGGUUUAUUCAGCGCAACUUUUAUGUUGAUGAUGGAUUAACAAGUUUGGACAGUGAAGAAGAAGCUAUCGAGCUUUUUAGAGAGGCAAGAGACCUCUGCAACACCGGUAAACUCGAUUUACACAAAUUCAUUACCAGUAACAAGAAGGUGCUUGCCACAAUCCCAAAGCAAGAACUUGCAGAAGUAGCAGCUGACCUGGACAUGGCCUUGGGUGAGCACAAGAUGGAGCGGGCUCUCGGGGUCCAAUGGUGCAUUAGCUCAGAUAAGUUUCAGUUCAACGUGAGGGUAAAAGAUCAUCCUUUCACCAGAAGAGGAGUAUUGUCAACAGUGGCCUCAAUUCGCAGUCGUGGCCACAAGGUCGAGUGACCUGCUAAGGAGAGAAAUGGAGAUUGAAAAUCUACAGGAAUACUUUUGGACCGAUUCCAAGGUCGUCCUUGGUUACAUUAACAAUAAUGAACGGCGAUUUCAUGUAUUCGUAGCCAAUCGGAUCCAGCAGAUCAAAUUGACCACAGAACCAAGUCAAUGGCAAUAUGUUUGCUCAGAAAAUAACCCGGCUGACCAUGCCUCUCGCGGACUCAUGGCAAAGGAGCUUGUAGAGUCUAACUGGUUUACGGGACCUCGUUUCUUUUGGCAAAGGGACCUCCCUAAGGAACAAGAGUUUAAGGUGAGAGAACUCAAUGAAGAUGACCCAGAAAUCAAAAGAGCACAAGUUCACACAACUGAAGCAAAUGAGGAAAUGUCCCUAUUAGACCGACUUCAGAAGUUUUCAGACUGGAACAGAGUCGUAAGAGCCAUAGCAAGACUUAAGCGUCUUGCAAAGGAGGUGUAAGGUCUUAAAACAAGAUCCAAUGAAGUUACGACACUUAGAAUGGAGGCUGAACAAUUCAUAAUCCAUGCUGUGACGGCUCAGUGAGUGGUUGUGUUGUUCACGAGUUACAGGUUGAUUGCUGGAGGGCGUGGCUUUACACCUGACCGUAAUCACGGCACUUUAAAAGACACAUAGCGUGUAGAGACCAGGGAGAGAAAAGGAGAGAGUGUUACUCGCUGGUGUUGCUGCUCAUUGAGGCUACCGGAAAGCUGACGGGAUGCGUGGGUUACGGGAGACGCACAGCCUCGAUGGAGUCAUCAUGAUGUGAUCCGGUUCUCCUAUGUUUUGAUUUGGACCUUUAGUUGUUUAUAUUUGGUUGAACUGAUAUCAUUUGAACUUGCUAUUUACAUUUACAUGCUGACAUACAUUUACACUGAUCACUUGACAUUUCACAUUUCUUAUUUACGUUAAAUAAAUCUUAUGAUUUAAGCAGUGGUUAUGUGGCGUCUCCCUUUCUUUGUUGUGAUCUAAGAAUUAGAUUGUAACAAAUGGGGGCUCGUCUUAAAAAGUAAUUCGAUGACAACAAAUGAGAGUGUUUUAUAAGUUAAAUAUGGUUUAGCUUAUUUGGUUUAUUGGCUGCUCGGUUGGAUGUUUAUGUGAAAAAGUAGAUCCUUGUUUAUUCACAUUGUUUUGGAGAGGCACGUAAAAGCUUUGUUUAAAUUAUGUUUGGAUAGGUCGCGUGAGUUUGAAGGCAGUUGCCAUUUGAUGGCAAAGCACAGGAGGCAUAUGCAGCGCUUGCAAUGGAGGACCGAAGAGAUUAUGAUAAGGUAAAAGUGACUAUCCUAAAAGCUUAUGAGUUAUUUCCUGAGGCAUUUUAGGAACUGGAGAAAAGGUGACCGGCAAACCCAUUCUGAGGUGGUAAUAGAACUUGUUUCGCUCUUUGAUCGUUGGUGUAUUGCUUCUGAUGUUACAAAUUUUGAGAAGUUACGUGACCUAAUUAUUUUGGAGCAAUUUAAGAACAUUGUGCCUGACUAUGUUGCUUAAUAUAUCAAUGAAAAGAAGCCAUGUGAUUCGCGUGAAUUUGCAGUCUUGGCAGAUGACUACAUAUUGACACAUAAAAAUGCAUACAAAGACCAAUCAGGGCGUCACAGUGGUAACUUCAGUGAAAAUAGGGGUGCAUCAAAGAAGUUUGAACAAGCUUAUGCUUCAAAAUUUGAGGAAAAUGGUCGUGGAAAAGAUGACCGAGAUUUAGUAUGCAAUUACUGUUUCAAUAUUGGACAUUGGAAAAAUAAGUGUCCUGUUUUGGCUGCAAAGUUGAAAUUUAGUCAAAGGAAUAAGUCCAAUGUGAAUAGUAAUCCUGCACUAAAAAAAAUGUUAUGUUGAAUUUACUUAAUUUUUUUCAUUGAGGGGUUGCACAAAAUAAAUUUAUCUAAACCCAGAUAUAUUUUUUAAAUUGAGUGUAAUCAUAUUUUAUAAGUGGAUUGUAUUUAUAUUUUAUGAGUGGAUUGUACUUAUAUUUUUUAAAUUGGUUUUACUAAUUUCGUUCAGUAAUUUCAGAAUAAUUAUAUUCAUAAUUUCGGCUAAAUUAUUUUGAGUAGAAUUUAUUUAUUUUAUUUCCCUACACUAAAUUUGUCCAAUCAGAUCAAUUCACAUAUUUCAUUUAUAUUAUAGACAUUUGGCAGUCUUUUGGAAGGAGACUUACAUUGCUUUAUCCUUUACAUUUUCGAUUGGUGUUUGCUGUCGCCUGCUUUCGA